ACCUGAACCUUCUCUUCCCCCGGCAGUGUUACCAAGGCCGGACGAGGAGAGCGAGGUCGAACCAAACAGAAAGAGAAAAAAAGAAGAAAAAGAAGAAGAAAGAGAAGAAGAAAGAAGGGAAGAUUGUGGUCAGCAUGGUUGCUACAGCCUGGAGGUCAUUGGCACUGUGCAGGCAGGUGUGCCUCGCCCCACGUGGGAAGACCGUGCCACCUGUUGUUCUACGGGGUCGUGGCACCUCGGGGAGUCAUGGCACCCGCCCCUUCCUCGCUGCCAGGGGCCUCCUCACGACUUCCUCCUCUUAUGCUCACGACCCGACCGCGUCUGACGGAUCGGCCGCGCCCCCGCAGUUGCAACACGGCCGGUCCAGACUCAAGUUCUAUUCCUCGGGCGAAAGCCGCCCCAAGCCGCCGGGGGGAGACCAGGCACUCGUCCUCCUGUUCAGCUGGCUCCUGGCACCCGAGCGUCACAUCAAGAAGUACGUGGACAUGUACAGGCGGAGGGGCGUGUCCGUGCUCACUGUCACGAUCACGCCCCUGGACCUGUUGCUCCCCGCCCGAGGCUCGCAGAUGAUUACGUUGAAUCUUCUGCGCCUUCUACAGGAGAACGGAAAUUACAGGCCCCUCCUUGUGCACGGGUUUUCUGUUGGUGCUUAUGUGUUCUCAGAAGCCAUGGUGCAUGUAAUGAAAGACCGGCGCCAGUUCGGAUCUCUCCUGGAGCGGUUCGUCGGCCAGGUGUGGGACUGUCCUGUGGACCUUAACGGCAUUCCUACAGGUUUCCCGAAGGCCGUGACGAGUAUUCCUCACCUGCAGCGCCUUCUUCGUGCCUUCGUUGUCAUGUACCUGAGGCUAAUGCACCGCUGGGCCACGGUGCAUUACGAGCAGGCGCGUGUACCGUUCUUCACCAACGCCGUGGGUGUCCCGGCGCUGUUGCUGCAGAGUCGGCGUGACCCCGUUUCCACCCAGGAGAUGACCCGAGAGCUGCUGAGGGGCUGGAGGGGCCAGGGAACCAAGGUUCACUACAAGUGCUUUGAAGAAGGCGCCCACGUCUCGCUGUACUGGAAGAACCCCGUUGAGUACGAGCAGGUCCUCAGCGAGUUCUUGGAGGAGGUGCAACUGCUGGAGAAAAACCCGAGGUCCUCCUCCGAAUCGAAGUCGGACUCAGUGAGCGAAGGUUCACUCGGAUCAUAGGCGUCGUCAGAGACUAAAGGAAAAGGACUGUAUUUGAGAUUAGAAGUGACAGUUACAUUUUACAAGACUGAAAGACUACCGUGGCUACUUGAAGGACCAGAGAGUGUUCACAGGAGCACGAGACAGUGACUACAUGAUUAAAUCGCUACGGGAAGACAAAGACAUGACAACAUACCAAAACAACAAUUCCAGAAGGCUAAACGAACCCCUAAACACUUAUUAUGACACGAAGCCUCCACUCCGACAAGGGAUAAGGACAGAGAGACAGACACAGUAGACCCAAGUUACACAAGACGUUGACAUCAGCAACACGCCCUUUGGUCUCUUGUUCAGCGUGGCAGAGAUGAGAGGGUAUCCGUGUCACACAGGCUAUCAAUAAAGCAAGACCGCCUGGUCCUGUUACGAAUUUAGGAGGAGCUCUCGAGUCGCCGAACGCCGUGCAGAACAUGGCUGAAUAAUGCACGGUUAGCGAGUCCUCUGCUGUGUGUGUGUGUGAGCGUGUGUGUGGCCGUUGAAGAUCGGGGUUUCUCUACACAUAUGCUUACACGUACACAUACACAUAUAUAAACCUGUGGAUAUUUAUGUAUAUCAAUAUAUAUAUAUAUAUAUAUAUAUAUAUAUAUAUAUAGAGAGAGAGAGAGAGAGAGAGAGAGAGAGAGAGAGAGAGAGAGAGAGAGAGAGAUACAUAUACAUAUACAUAUACAUAAACAUAUACAGAUAUAGAUACAGAUGUACAUACACAUACACAUAUACAUACACAUAUGUAUACGCAUAAACACACACACGCACACGCACGCAUGCACAUGCACACGCACGCACACACACGCGCACACACGC
This is a messenger RNA of Penaeus indicus, 2024 nucleotides long. RefSeq lists its product as uncharacterized. The transcript has 7 exons. NCBI's taxonomy places the organism in Eukaryota, Metazoa, Arthropoda, Malacostraca, Decapoda, Penaeidae. Gene Ontology annotation, molecular function: serine hydrolase activity. Bases 135 to 1187 code for a protein of 350 amino acids. The record is from RefSeq and is a predicted model, not a curated record.